GCCGAGUCCCUUCGUUUCGCACCGAAACUAUGGAGGCGGAUUCGGUGAGCAGCCGGCGCGGAAAGUCAUCAAAACGACGAUUCGGACUGGGGAGGGGUCGCCGAGGGGCUGCUGUCGCUGCUCGCCGCGUGUUUGCGACCGCUGCGCAAUCACUCCACGAUCUCAGUGUGGGAUCUGUGUCUUCUUUGGGAACCUCGUGCUUGAGGCCAACAUGUUGCUGUUCAUGGGGAAGUCGCGGAACGCGUGA
Messenger RNA from Ostreobium quekettii, 247 nucleotides. NCBI's taxonomy places the organism in Eukaryota, Viridiplantae, Chlorophyta, Ulvophyceae, Bryopsidales, Ostreobiaceae. The record is from the annotation of a GenBank genome assembly.